Molecule: messenger RNA, 1551 nt
Organism: Didymodactylos carnosus
Lineage: Eukaryota; Metazoa; Rotifera; Eurotatoria; Philodinida; Philodinidae
Source: the annotation of a GenBank genome assembly
AAAUCUUUUUCAGUUUGGCUAAUAAAUAACAGUAUAACAGUACUAAGGUCAAAAUACCUAAAAAUAUAUUAACAGUAUUGGUCGGAACAGUCUGAAGUUUUCGGUAUUUUGACCCUAGCACCAUUAUUUAUCGAUCAAAUUUGUAAAAUUUUUUUACCAAAAUGAUCAGUGUGGAAAGCUCUACACAGUUCAAUAGACAAAAGCAUUUUCUGAGAACUUUUUUUUUUUUGGUUAACUACCGGUGAAAGGGCCAGUUAUACGACUAAAACUUUAAACUUUUCAUAUUUCUAUAGUUCAUCCUUCUCUUAUGAAUGACCAGUCAUACUCCUAAAUUCCGUUUUUGACGUGCUUUCAUUUGGUAUAAAAUUCAUUUGAUAUCUCUUGAAAUAUGAGCUGAAAUAAUAUUAUUUCCUACCCUGUAAGAUCUGUGAACAGAGUAUAUUAUACAAAUAUCGCUUUUGGUUCCUACAAGGAUUUCCUUUUAAUAAACCCAACCAUAAGUCAGAAAAAAAAUUUAAACAUACAUCUGGAACAACAAAUUAUCCUAAAACAGGUUCAUAAUAUUCUCACAUGCAUAUCUCUCUUAUUUCUUGAGCUGUCACCCUCAUUUUUGCACCAUAAGAACAGUUUCAAAUGCAGCUGCGAUCAUUGUCAGUUUCAACCGAACAUCGUUUUCAUUUAUCAAUAAUUAGGAUUGAUUUUUAUCGUUUUAAUUUGCUGUCGCGAUGAGUAUUUUGAACAAAUAAUAUUUUUAUUUGUCAAAGUAUCCGCUAGUAUUUUUUCUACGAACCAACAAUAAAUGAUUUCCUUCUUUUUAAAUACCGUAUCGAACAACAACAGCCUUUUUUCGACAGUUCUCUUCUGCGAUCUAUUCCCAGUACAGAUCGGUCGUAUAAUAUGGAAAAAAAGAUUGAAAAGGAGGUCUCAAGAAAAGCAUUAGUUGUGUAAUUAUCACUGUGACCGAAUAAAUGAAAAGGAAAAACAUUGAAAAUAUUCAACAGAGGACAAUUCCAAACUUCUUAGCAAUGCAUUUAUGUGUUUUUUGUCCAGGUCAGCGUUCUUGAUAAUACAGUUGAACUACCAGACAGAAAACAAUUAGAAUCAGAAUUGUCAGAUGGAUUCGUUACACUGUCUCCAACAUCAACAAAUGCACUCGAUAGAACCGUGGAAGUCAAGAAUGAAACACAUUCGCCUAGUCAUGAACGAUUAUCAUCAAAAGUUUCAUUCGAGUGUCCUCCGAUACAAGAUUCAUCAGACUCUACAAAUGAUUUGAUCAACGGUUUCUCAAGUAUUAAAUUACAUUCUAAAUCUGUUGAAAAAACAUCGUCGUUGGCAGAUAUCAAACCAACAUUCGAUACUCACACAUUUGUAUUAAAGAAGAAAGAGCGACGUAAAGUGAACAAUGAAAAUAGUUUAAAUUUGGGUGCUGAUGAUUCAAUGAGUGAAUUGCCUGAUUUAUUUAGUAAAGGAUCGCCAUUAAUUCCACAUGCUAUGUCAAUUGAACAGCCACCGCCAGUUAUUGACGAUGCUCAACGAAAAGAAGUCGUGUGA